GGCCCGCUUCGCGGUGCAUCUGUGCGACUGGGGCGCGCUGGCCACCCUCGCCACGUCCGAGGCGGUGCGCGGCCGGCCCUUCGCCGACGUCCUCUCGCUCAGCGACGGGCCCCCGAGCGCGGGCAGCGGCGUGCCCUACUUCUACCUGACCCCUAUGCAGCUCUCCGCGCAAAACCUGCAGAAAAAUCCAGAUGCUACACUGACCGUGUCUUUGGCACAGACUGACUUCUGCAGGAAGCAUGGAUUUGAUCCCCAAAGUCCCCUUUGUGCUCACAUAAUACUGUCAGGAACUGUGGCCAAGGUGAAUGGAACAGAAGUGGACUUUGCAAAGAAUGCAUUAUUCACUCGACACCCUGACAUGAAAACCUGGCCUUCCAGCCAUAACUGGUUCUUCGCUAAGUUGAACAUAACCAAUAUCUGGGUCCUGGACUACUUUGGUGGACCAAAAAUAGUGACACCUGAAGAAUAUUAUAAUGUCACAUUGCAGUGAAACAGAAUAUGGUGAAUUUAGCUACACAUGAAGUUUCUUAAAAUGAUUCGUACACACUUAUGGGGCUUUACCUUUUUCAGAAUAUUAGCCAGUUCUCUGACACAUGCUGGUCGGCUUGCUCGCCUGUUUGUAAACUAGAGUUGGACUGUUACUAGAUUUCUUGGAAGAUGUGGUUGCUAAAUAUCUUUUCAUAUUUUGAAGCCAUUUUCAUAGAGACAUGUCUUUCUCUAUAAUCAAAGGAACUUUGUUCUCUCCAUUUUAAUUAUUUUUCUAGUGGUGCUCCUUGAAGAGCACAUUGGCAUUUGAAGGCACUCGAGUAUGUUCCUUGUUCCUCCCAGCCACCGUGCUGUGGAGCCCAGUGACCAGCACUGCCUUCUGAGCCCAGGGCACAGGGCUCGGCUCCUCCUGUCUGUGCCUGAGGGAAUUUUGCCAGAACAGCCCAGUAACGGUGACACAGAUGGAGCUUCCUACUCAUGGCGGUUUACAUCUGACAGUCCUGGGGAUUGUUGAUUCGACAUAGGGCAAAACUGUUUCUUAUACAGAUCUUUAAAAAUAAGUUAUAUUCUCAAGUGAUACCUAGAACAAACUUCUCCUGAAUUUGAUUUCCCCACCUAAGUGGAGACUAUAUAAUAACCAAAACACAUACACAUUAGUGUUAUGAUUUUGGCCCCAAAAUGGGAUUGUGAAAGAAAGAGGAGGGGAAUGUUGUGUGUUUCUGGUCUUUUUUUUAUCAGUAGCAUUGACCCAGGUGGGGACCAGCCUCAACCAAAUCCCCUCCCAAGCCACUCUCCAUAGCUGUUUAAUACUGCCACUCUCAAUAAUGACCUGAGGCUUCCUCGGCUGCUCUUAACCUCUAAAUAGCUCCUAAUGCUGCUGCUACUUAGGUCAUCAGAGGGAAGAUGACAUGGCACUAAAAGGACCACAUUUCUUCAGGAGUGAAGAUACUGUUUAACCUUAUUACCAACAUGCAUGAUUUCAGAAGAUGAUAUAAAAUUCCUCUUAAGGGGAUAUGUCAGGAAUCGAACCUGAAUCCUUAAAUGGCAAAGAGAAAAGCUAAAUAUGAGUCAUUAUGUUAAAAAACCACAAAAAGAACAGAGAUGCAGCAAACAGCUUCUGUUUAAGAAAAAUGAUUUAUAUUAAACUUAGUAAAACAGACUUCUUAUUGAAAGCAUCAAUAAUUAAAAGCAUUUUAAUGAAGUG
Molecule: messenger RNA, 1690 nt
Organism: Carlito syrichta (Philippine tarsier)
Lineage: Eukaryota; Metazoa; Chordata; Mammalia; Primates; Tarsiidae
Gene: CREG1
Product: cellular repressor of E1A stimulated genes 1
Exons: 4
Coding region: 155-490 (111 amino acids)
Source: RefSeq, a predicted model, not a curated record